Molecule: messenger RNA, 361 nt
Organism: Tilletiaria anomala UBC 951
Lineage: Eukaryota; Fungi; Basidiomycota; Exobasidiomycetes; Georgefischeriales; Tilletiariaceae
Exons: 4
Coding region: 32-289 (85 amino acids)
Source: RefSeq, a predicted model, not a curated record
GAGAAACACUAGGAGUGGGAGCUUAGACAAGAUGGCCGGUGAUCAUCACUCGUUCAAAGUGGACCCCGCCAUCGAGCGGUGGCAGGCGAUGCACUCUUCGAUGCACGAGCGCUUUCGCUUCACCCCCUCCAAAACCAGGGUCUUCCUCUUCUGGGGCAUCGCGAUCCCAGCACUGACCUACGGCAUUGCCAAAUUCUCUGACAACCGCUGGGACUGGCGAGCAAAGACGCGAGAAGACUCGUUGCUCACUGCCCCCCCAAAGUCAGUGAAUCCCACAGACGAGGAGUGACCGGUGUUGUGUAUCAUACGCAAUUACCAUUCAGCAAAGCUUAACAGAAUCUCAGCCAUCCUUCAUUUCAAA